AUGCAGCUUUGGAGUCAAGACCUGUCAUCCCUCGCCGUCCUGCCCCUCUUCCUAAUAGUUAUCGGCUCCGAGCUUUUGGUACAUUCGGCAAAUCUUCCACAGCCAAUCCAGCCGGGACUACAGAUACCAGGACAGUUAUUGCCUGGACGGCUGCCGCUGUACGAGAGCGACUCAGAAACCUCUUCGACAUACACAGAAGAUACUCUUAGCGAUUCGGAAACAGAGACCCCAUCCUACUCCUCCUUCUAUAGCGGUAAGUCUGGCUCUGUGCUGAUUGCGUCGACUUGA
This is a messenger RNA of Protopolystoma xenopodis, 288 nucleotides long. The record is from the annotation of a GenBank genome assembly. Lineage: Eukaryota; Metazoa; Platyhelminthes; Monogenea; Polystomatidea; Polystomatidae.